This is a messenger RNA of Anopheles moucheti, 3352 nucleotides long. Its product is annotated as sodium-coupled monocarboxylate transporter 2-like. Lineage: Eukaryota; Metazoa; Arthropoda; Insecta; Diptera; Culicidae. The record is from RefSeq and is a predicted model, not a curated record. Gene Ontology annotation, cellular component: membrane. The transcript is spliced from 5 exons. Gene Ontology annotation, biological process: sodium ion transport; transmembrane transport. Gene Ontology annotation, molecular function: symporter activity. Bases 1190 to 3013 code for a protein of 607 amino acids.
AACCGCAUUCCCGCCGACGACGCUUUAUCCUGCGACAGUUGCAUGUAAGUGGGGCACUCAUACACGGUCAAUUGGGUUAAGCAAUCGAUGGAUAUGGUGGAGUAGCCGUAGUAGACGACUGUGUCUCGGACGUAACCGCAGAAAUAGCUAUAGAUUGCAUGCAGAUCUCUACGAAUCGGAUCGAAGCGGAUUUGUAAUUAAACAUACUAAUAUAAACCCGUACCACAUCGGAUGGCGCUGAAGUAUUUGCAUCCGACACACAAACACACACAUAACGUGCACUUUAAUUGAGAUCAAUUGUCGGGAGCUUUAAGCAGUUGUAGCUGCAUUCGCCAACCGAUUAGUCAAGCGGAUGACUGAUCCGGCAAGUGAUUGCUAGAGAUCCAGAAUACUAUCUUGUCGUGCGUGUUAAGGCACGCAACAUCUUGCCGCUCCGUGCACAGAUAAUCUGGCACAUUAUCAGCAAAGUGCACAGUUUGCGUGAAGCAGCAACACAGGAACGUGCCAUUUUUAAAGGUUCACCGUGGCCAGAACAGCCAGACUGUGAGUCAUCGUCUCGGCAGACCAACCCGAUCUAUUCAGCUCUUCAGUUGCGGCGUGCCUGGCUUGGUCGUAAAUAGCCACUCGGUGUCGGUGCACAGUGCGGCACCGGGAAUUUCCUUUCGAUUGAACCGUACGUGAAGAGCACCUGCUACCUAGGAGGGGUAUUCCUACAUCUUGACUGUCUAGGAUUACCCGGGUAAGAUCGUAAACGGCCGUGCAGUGCCACUAGAGGCGAAGACCAAUAGUGGGCACUCACUAUCACCGGCACUAUCGUCGGGUAAAGCCCACACAGCGCGAGUGCGAACGAUUGUAUAUUACGGCGGCAAGAAUUUCUAACCCAAACCGGCCGCAAACGACCGGAGCGAGUGAGAAUGACAAAUAUCAAGAGCCGUACCACCACCCAAGGCUAAGCAGCAACAAAACAAAACAAAAAAAAAACGUGUGCAACAAAAUCAAAUCCUUAUCGGCAAAUUCGACGUAGAGUCUCCCCGUGGUCACACAGUAUCGUUUUGACGGGCGCAUCACCCGGUACCGUUGGGGGUGACGGUUCUAUCGGACAAGCCGAUCAGUCUUGAUUGUUCCGGCGAACACGGCGGAUCGGAGCACAGAACAAAGACCACCAGCAAACUUGCAGCAGCGGCGUACGAUGGCGAAAUCAAUUACGGCCAACCCGCAGGGCCAGUUCUCGGUCGAGGAUUACACGGUGUUUACGAUCAUGCUGGGCAUCUCGACGGCGAUCGGUGUGUACUUUGGGUUUUUCCAAAAGAAGAAAAACCAAACCACCGAGGAGUAUCUGCUCGGUGGGCGAAAGAUGAAAACGUUCCCGAUUGCGAUAUCCCUGAUUGCUAGCCAGCUGUCGGGCGUAUCGAUAAUGUCGGUGCCGGCGGAAAUGUACUCGUACGGUGCACAGUACUGGAUCAUCGCACCGACGAUGAUACUGAUCACGAUGAUCAUCAACUACAUCUUCGUGCCAGUGUUCUACAACAAUCACAUCACCAACUGCUACCAAUAUCUGGAGGAUCGGUUCAGUCCGGCGGUGAAAAAGUUCGUCACGUUUACGUACGUGCUGAACAUCUACCUGAUACUGCCCAUCUUCAUCUUCAUACCAGCGCUGGCCUUCUCGCAAGUCACCGGCAUCAACAUCCACCUGAUCAACGGGAUCGUAUGCGGUGUCUGCAUCUUCUACACAAUGCUCGGCGGCAUUAAGGCGGUCGUGUGGACGGAUGUCGUGCAGGGGAUGAUUAUGUUUGUGUCCUGCUUUCUGGUGGUGGUUAUUGGUGUGGCAAAGAUCGGUGGACUGUCCGAGGUGAUUGAUCGUGCUGCUGCUGGUGACCGGUUAGAACUUUUUGACAUGACACUGGACACGACAACGCGCCAAACGUUUUGGACUGCUAGCGUUGGUAACCUCUUCCUGUGGACCGGUUACUUAGGGUUAAGCCAGAGCUGCGUGCAGCGUAUCGUGUCCGUGCCGAGUAUGCGGCACGCACGGGCAGCUUUGUGGAUCUUUUGUGUCGGUUUCAUCAUCAUCAUGACGCUAAACUGCUUUACAGGCAUUGUCAUCUUCGCCAAAUACUUCGAUUGUGACCCGAUAAAGGUUGGGCUGGUGCAGAAGGCUGACAAGUUGCUGCCCUUCUUCGUACAGGACGUCGUCGGUAACUUGAAGGGUAUGCCAGGGGUGUUUAUCUCGUGUGUGUUUAGUGCAGGAUUAAGCACGAUGUCGGCGAACCUCAACUCGCUGGCGGGUUUGAUUUACGAGGAUUACAUUCGACCGUUUAAGCUUUUUAAACACACCGACGAGUCGGCAAACAGAACCAUGAAGCUACUGAUCUUAGUCAGCGGUGUUUACUGCAUUGCAAUGGGAUUGAUCGUGGAACAGUUUGGCCACAUCCUGCAGAUGGUCGUUACGAUCGCGAGCGUUACGCAGGGUGCCGUAAUGGGUAUAUUCUGCCUCGGUAUGCUGUGGCCGUGGGCCAACAAACAUGGCGCCCUGUGGGGUUCCGCUUCGAGCGUGAUCGUGAUGUCUUGGAUCAUUGCUGGUGCACAGAUUGCGAUCAGUAACAAGGCACUGAUCUACCCGCCCAAAACCACCAGCGUCGAAGGGUGCUACGAGUACGGGUUCAAUGUUACGGCAAACGACUUCCCGACGCUUGUGGCACCACAGGAGGAGGCCGAAUUUUCCAUCUACAAAAUGUCCUUCGUCUGGUACUCGACGGUGGGCACAUUUAUGGUGUUUCUGGUCGGCAUUCCCGUUAGCUACUUUACCGGUUCGCAGGAUAUGCGCAACUUCCGACCGAAGCUAAUAUCCCCACUGGUCCAUUGGUUGCUACCGGAGGAGGUGCGACAAAACGAAUUUUCGUUGAAGGCAGAUAAUGGAAAACUUCGCGCAGAACCUAUUAAAGAAUGGACAUUUACAGCGAACGAAACAGAAAAGUAUAAGGAACGGAACGGAAUCAUCGAGCAGACGUUGUAGGGCAAAUUGAGUGACUCUUGCACAGAGUUUCUGACACGUGGUGCAAGUCGGUGGUGCGUGGAGUAGCAAAUGUUUUGUUAAGUUCGUUCGAGUUAAGUUCGAGUUAAGCUCUAUUAUGCAUGUUUACUAAAACAGGAGGAAGGAGCUAUUCUGUAUGUUUAAUGUUUGUAAGACAUUCACGUGUUGUGUGAAUCGUUCAUCUCAUCGAUGUGUAGUAUUAAUUUCGGUCAGUUUUAAAAGCGCCACGUUAAGCUAUGUAUUUGUUUACUGUAGAUGAUGUUUAAUAAAACUGAAAAAGAAAAUAUUAACGGUGGUUAUUUUGCCACUAGAAAUGGGUAA